This is a messenger RNA of Peromyscus eremicus (cactus mouse), 2763 nucleotides long. It is a transcript of the gene Mlip, whose product is annotated as muscular LMNA interacting protein. NCBI's taxonomy places the organism in Eukaryota, Metazoa, Chordata, Mammalia, Rodentia, Cricetidae. Gene Ontology annotation, cellular component: sarcolemma; nuclear envelope; PML body. The coding region runs from base 1 to 2490 and encodes 829 amino acids. Gene Ontology annotation, biological process: negative regulation of transcription by RNA polymerase II. The record is from RefSeq and is a predicted model, not a curated record. The transcript has 11 exons. Gene Ontology annotation, molecular function: lamin binding; transcription corepressor activity.
AUGACCUCCUGCAUCUUAGCGGGGAGCAUUGAGACCUCACCCAAGGUCUCUCCUGGAGAUUCUGAAGCCAAACCUCUGAUCUUCACAUUUGUCCCCACUGUCAGAAGACUACCAACCCACAUUCAGUUGGCUGACACUUCCAAAUUCCUUGUUAAAAUUCCUGAGGAACCAAGUGAUAAGAGUCCAGAAAGAGUACAUAGGUGUGAGUACAGUGGCCAUAUGACCUUCAGCUGUGACAGUCAACAGGAGAGAGACCAGAGGAUACUGGCUUAUCCCUCGGAGGUCAGUGGAAGGAACUCACAAGGAAAGAAAUUUGAUACGAACGAACCACAAGGGAUGCAGAAAGGUGACCUCUUCAAAGCAGAGUAUGUUUUUAUUGUGGAUUCUGAUGGGGAAGAUGAAGCUACAAGCAGAGAAAGUGAACAAGGCACCGUGGGGGGAACCGGCAACAUAGCUACCCGGCCCAAGUCUCUGGCUAUUUCUUCCAGUCUGGCCUCUGAUGUGGUGCGUCCCAAAGUACGUGACGUUGAUCUCAAGGCCUCAACAUAUCCCAAAAUUCCUCAUGGGAUGGCCCCUCAGCAAAAGCACGGACAGAAAACGCCACCGGUCCCAGCUAACGUCAGCGGAGCCUCUGUGCUAGAGGAGUUUCACACUCGCAGGCUGGAUGCCACAGGGGCCUCGGUGGAAGAAUCAGCUACGUAUUUUCACACUACUGCUCACGAGUCCCCCCUUUCUGCGUGGAGGGGCGCCUCGUCAUUAUUAUUUCCCCCUUCCACUCAACUGCCCGGUUCUAGUUCAUGUGGCUCAAAUGUUGCUGCUCACACACCUGGACUGGCACCCGAAGCACAGAAGAAAAUGUCAGCUUCGCAUGUCCUUGAUCCCAGGGAAGAUCUGAAAACCUCUCCUUCACCUGCCUCUGGUGCUUCUCUGAAGUCACCUUCAGCUUCCUACAUACCGGUCCGCAUUGUCAUGCAUUCACUGUCUCCAAGUCCCAAACCACUUACCUCCUCUUCCCAUGGCUCCUUAUCUACUGUCUGUAGCCGAAUGUCAUCCAGUGGAAAUCUUUCAAAGUCCGGGCUGAAGUCCCCGGUACCCUCUCGGCUCUCUCUCCUCACUGCUAUUCUCAAAUCGAACCCUUCUCACCAAAGGCCUUUGUCCCCUGCAUCCUGCCCAACCUUCUCUCUCAAUUCCCUGGCCUCAUCCACUCUCACACUUGAUCAAAAAGUAAAGCAAACUUCACCCACACCUAAGAAAUCUCUCUCAAGUUGCUCCUUGACAGCUGGGUCUACAGAGCAAGGAGAACACCAGGCUUCUGCAGAGACCCACCUACCCUGCCACCUCCCUUUCUUUCCCAAGUCUACCCCACUAUCUCAGAUGUACCCCCUCUCUCCACUAGCCCCCGACAGUAGCAGCUAUGCUUCUACGAAUAUAGAGAAAAUACCACGAGGCACACUGAGGAACAGUCCCACACUAUCCCAAUUACAGACUGACACGUUCUGUUUUGCUGAUGUCCCUCCAGUCACACCGGGCUCAUCCCCUCUUUCCUCUUUGGAGGGCAGACAGGAUGGUAACCUUAGGAGUCCAGAAAAGAACAGGAAUACUUGCACACACCCUUUCCCCUUAUUAUCCUCUGCAUCUCCUGUUAAUGAGAGCACUGCCCUUUCCUCUCUAGAGAAACGUUUCCACCCCUCCCCAGCUCUCUCAGACCUGAUAGACAGAUCCAAAAGAGCUUGCUCUCAACAGCACUCAGGCCGGGGGCUGAGCCCUUCGGUUCCUUCUGCUCCUCCUAUCUCCCAUGCUAGCUCUGCUUGUCAUCCCAGCUUAGGGCUCUCCAUUCUUCCUCCUGAGAGUUCACUCACCCAGGUACUCCAGCCUAGUCCUUCAGAACUGCACCUAAGUUAUGGCAGUGGUACAUAUCCUUCAAGAACUGGACCUCCAGAAAGCAUAAUAUCCAACCACAGCUCACUUGUUCCAACCCCAUCACUUCCUGUCUCUCUAACAAGAACCAAGGAGCUGACGUCACCUUGCGCACUGUCCAUGUCAACAGACCCUGAAAAUAAGAAGCCCAAGCAAUACAAGACCAAGUCAAGCUACAAGGCUUUUGCAGCAAUCCCUACAAACACAUUGCUCUUGGAACAGAAGGCACUAGAUGAACCAGCCAGGACUGAAAGCAACUCCAAGGCCAGCGUGUUAGAUCUACCAGUGGAGCAUUCUUCUGAUUCUCCUUCACGGCCCCCACAGAAAAUGUUGGGUUCUGAAACCAUCAAAACUCCUACAACUCAUCCAAGAGCAGCUGGUCGAGAAACCAAAUAUGCAAAUCUUUUAUCAUCAUCUUCUACAGCGUCUGAGAGUCAACUGACUAAGCCUGGAGUAAUUCGCCCAGUACCUGUCAAAUCCAAACUACUACUGAGAAAGGAGGAAGAAGUUUAUGAACCCAAUCCCUUCAGUAAAUACCUUGAAGACAACAGUAGCCUGUUUUCUGAGCAGUGAUGAAGUUGGAGCAGAGUGAAAACCAGUUUGCUGAAGAGUUUUGGAAUGCCGGUGCUAACCAUUUGCUAGAUUUCACUCAUGCUUUUUCAGAAUGAUGCUCUGUUGAUGAGCUCAGUCCAGCAGAAGCACCUGAAAGGUUUGCUGCAGCCACAUAGCAUCGGUACACUCGCAAAACCCAGAGCAGGAUGAUAGACCUGUAGCUUCUAGCAUUGCCGUUCAAGCCUAUAAUGCCUUCUAUAAAGUUGACAGCAAUACUAAUGCACCCCUAUGUUA